AAACACCAACGUCCCGAAACUACAACGUAAUUACAUCAUCACCUCCGGUUUGUACGGCAAACUAUUAUAGAGCGUUACUUAAAGCCGACCCAAGGGCCAAUACUAAUGUGACGCAAGCUUCGGUAACUAACUUGUUCAACACAAAGGAUCCGAGAUCGCGCCGCAUAAUUCCGCCAUGCAAAUCCUAUCCCGCAGCACCCGUGCCGUCCUCAUCCCCGUGCGCCCUCUAAGCCCCUUUCCCAUCCCUUCCUCCCCUUCCUCCCCUUCCGUAUGCCGUGCGUGCCAGAGAAGAUCCCUGCAGCACAUCUCUACUACCCCGGCUCUUCGUCGACACGCUUCUACCAGCACCACAGGUACACCUACUACUCAUCAGCUUCCUUCAUCCUCAUCCUCCCUGCUCCUACCACCUCCUCCAUCUGCCUACGCGCGUCUGACCUCUCGUUGCUUGAUAAGCAUCGCUGGCCCCGACGCCCCGAGGUUCCUGCAGGGCAUCGUCACGCAGUCCGUCGUCGACGAGCCCAGCACUAGCGGCGGCGCGCGGCAUCGACAAAAUGCGCCGAAGCCUACCACUAGCAGCGCGAAUCUUCCAGGUUUCUACUGCGGGUUUCUGAAUGCGAAGGGGCGCGUGCUACAUGAUGUGUUCAUCUACCGGGACACGCUAGGGCUCGGGGGCGGAGCUGACGCUGUAUCAUCAGCAACAGCAACAGCAACGGGGGCAGCAAAUGGUGGGGAUAGCUUUAUUAUCGAAGUAGAUGCCACUCAGGCCGAAACGUUGGCGCGGCAUAUCAAGCGCUACAAGCUGCGGAGCAGAUUCAACUUCCGCAUCCUGGACCCGGACGAGUGCGCCACCUGGCAGGUGUGGGAUGGUAGUGAAAAUCACAAUAUGCCGUUCACACAGACGACGACACCAACGCAACCAUCACUGGCACUACCGCGCUUCGCGCACCUCAAGAGCAGCAUCGUUCUUCCCGACACCCGCGCCCCGGGCAUGGGCUUCCGCGUACUAAGCCCCGGGUCCCGAGGCGACAGCAGCGGCCUAGACCUGGACCUCGAGCAGACCUCCGACACCGCGUACCGCGUGCGCCGGUACCUGCACGGCGUGCCCGAGGGCCAGUCCGAGAUCCUCGGCGGCCACGCGCUCCCGCUCGAAGCCAACCUGGACGCCAUGGGCGCCAUCGACUUCCGCAAGGGCUGCUACGUCGGCCAGGAGCUGACCAUCCGCACCAAGCACCGCGGCAUCGUGCGCAAGCGCAUCCUACCCUGCAUCUUGUACCCAGCAGCGGAGGGGGAGGAGGAGCAAGGAGCGCGGAUCCCCCAGAGGCUGGAGUAUAGGCCGUACAUCGGGCAUGAGGGAGACGCGCAAGGCAGCACCGAAGCGCUGCAAGAAGGGGGUAAAACAGGGGGAGUGCUAUCGGCCGAAGACGUCCCCCCGAACCGAAGCAUAGGCCGCCUCGGCGGCGCCAAGGGCCGCGGCGCCGGCACCUGGCUCUGCGGCGUCGGAAACAUCGGCCUCGCCAUGUGCCGCCUGCCGAUCAUGACCGACCUCGAGUUGCCCUGCGAGACGGCGGGCGCCCCGUACAACCCGGACGCGGAUGAGUUUGUGGUUAAGUGGACUACCAAGCGGGAGCAGGAGAUAUUGAUGUGGGAAGAUGGGGAAGUAACGGAAGAUGGGGAGGGGUUGGUGAAGGGCGAGGGGGGAGAAAAGGAGAAUGCCGCCCAGGCUGUCAGGAUCAAGGCGUUUGUGCCCGAGUGGCUGAGGGAGAGGACGCGGAUGGGCGUUAAAGGAGCAGGUGCAGGAGGGGGAGAGGAAUCGAAAUGAACGAAAUGAACCACGUUGCUGGCUGGCUGUAUGAUUGUACGACUGUAUGAAUAUAUGGCUGCAUCACCGCUCUACGUUAAUGGCAUCAGGUAGUCCAAGCAUGUACUUACCUAAUACUGUAUUGUACAAUACUUGACGGAUUCCGGCCAAGGGGAUAUCGCAUGGCUGAGGUAUAGGGGGGCAAAAGGGGGAAUCAAAAGCAUACAUAGUAAUACAUAGUAUCCAAUUCCAAUCCAACUACAUACCAGACUUGCGUGAUGUGUUUAGUUUACU
Molecule: messenger RNA, 2092 nt
Organism: Hypoxylon fragiforme
Lineage: Eukaryota; Fungi; Ascomycota; Sordariomycetes; Xylariales; Hypoxylaceae
Product: Aminomethyltransferase folate-binding domain-containing protein
Exons: 1
Coding region: 176-1819 (547 amino acids)
Cellular component (GO): mitochondrial matrix
Molecular function (GO): protein binding
Source: RefSeq, a predicted model, not a curated record